AUGGAACUUCCCACUUCCUCCAAACAACUCCAAGAACUGCAAAAGGAAUUUGUCGCUCCGACUCAUCCAGAAAUAUGUAAUCCUCUGGUUCAAGAAAUAUAUGCUGAAAACAUGAACGAUUUUUUGAAGACUAAGCAAUAUCUGCAACGUUAUCAUUUGUUUUGGUCAAUAAUUUUGCAGCUUCAUAAUCAAAGAAGCCAAGGAAUAAAAGAAAACAAUACACAAGUCAAGAAGAUGUUGGAAACUGUAAUAAAUAACCUGGUUCGUGAGAGGAAUCACUCAUUGGGAUUUUCUCGAAAACUGAUAUUUGAUCUCCAUGGUUUCACUGUAAAAGGGGCAUUGGAGUAUGUCAGCGACAUCAAAUCGGCAAUAGAAAACAGUAAAGCAAAGCACAAACCGAUCACACUGAUCACCGGGCACGGGGAAAGGGUCGAUGGAGCUCCGACGAUCAAGGCUGAGAUCUUAAGAAAAUUUGGUGAAAAUGUUCAAGAAGAGUUGCUGAAUCCAGGGAGAUUGACAUUCAGGGUGCAGGAGACGUACAUGGACUACGCGCACGUUCGUGUAGUCCCUAUUCUAAUUAUGUAA
Molecule: messenger RNA, 585 nt
Organism: Caenorhabditis remanei
Lineage: Eukaryota; Metazoa; Nematoda; Chromadorea; Rhabditida; Rhabditidae
Exons: 3
Coding region: 1-585 (194 amino acids)
Source: RefSeq, a predicted model, not a curated record